This is a messenger RNA of Gloeophyllum trabeum ATCC 11539, 1062 nucleotides long. Its product is annotated as Isy1-like splicing factor. NCBI's taxonomy places the organism in Eukaryota, Fungi, Basidiomycota, Agaricomycetes, Gloeophyllales, Gloeophyllaceae. Bases 29 to 988 code for a protein of 319 amino acids. The transcript is spliced from 6 exons. The record is from RefSeq and is a predicted model, not a curated record. Gene Ontology annotation, biological process: mRNA 3'-splice site recognition; generation of catalytic spliceosome for second transesterification step. Gene Ontology annotation, cellular component: catalytic step 2 spliceosome; Prp19 complex; post-mRNA release spliceosomal complex.
ACUUCACCUCCGCAACGCUCGACUAGACAUGGCUCGUAAUGAAGAGAAGGCACAAUCUAUGCUCUACCGUUUCCGUGAAGCCCAAGCGGCAGAGCUUGGGCUUGGAACACGGGCGGACCGCCGACCGCGAAUGGCCAGUUCGUGUAAGAGCUUGCGAGAAUGCGAGCGGUGGAGAGGAGAGAUUCUGCGAGAGAUUAGCAGGAAAGUCAGCAAAAUCCAGGAUGCUGGCUUGACGGACUAUGAAGUCCGGGACCUGAACGACGAGAUCAACAAGCUCAUGCGGGAGAAGCGGCAUUGGGAGAAUCAGAUAGUCGCGUUGGGAGGUGCCAACUACCGGCGGAAUGUCCCCAUGCUGGACGAGGAUGGCAAAGAGGUUCCGGGGACGAAAGGAUACAAGUACUUCGGACGAGCGAAGGACCUUCCUGGUGUUCGGGAGCUCUUCCAGUCAAAGAAGAAAGAGGAGGAUGAAGAGAACCAAAUCCAAAGUUUUUAUAAACGAUUUACCAAUCAAGGUCCGGCCUACUACGGCGACCUGGACGAAGUAGACGGGAAACUGAUAGAAGCUGAACGCCAACGAGAACAAGAAGAAUGGGAAGAAGCCUAUCUCAAUUUACUCGGGACGCUCGGUCUGCCAACCGAUGAACCUAUUCCCGCGUUACCCGUGUCCAAUGCCAAGGCGGCCACCGUAACAAUAUCUGACUCCGACAUAACCGAACCGCCACCGAACAGCACGAAGCGAAAAGUACCGGACGAAGAUAUUGACAUGGCUGACGGUAAGCGAACGAAGACUGACGAUUCCAGUGCUGCGAAGGUGGAGGAGCCAGAAGAUAAGGAACAAUUGGAGAUGAUUGUGACUGCGGCUGCGUCCUAUAUACCGUUCUUAUGCCCGGAGCACUUAUUGCCUCCAAAGAUACCAGGAAGGGAAGAGAUGGAGAAAAUUCUCUUGGAUGUACGGAAGAAGGCGGUUCUAGAGGAGUACUUUGGAUAGUGUUUCAAGCUGUUGUGCAUAGUCAUCGCCUUCUUUGUUUAUUAUAGUGACGUUGAAAUGAUUAGGAUAUUGCU